AUGUGGAAGCCGGAUGCACCCAUGACGGAAGUGGCCGGGGCCAUAAAAAGACACAAGAUCACAGCUGUUGUCUGUUUUCCCUUCAUGCUACGCAAACUCUCCGAGCACGUUGAACUCACAGGCGUUACCUUGGAUACGGUGAAAAAGAUCUUAUUCACCGGAGGCUGCAUUCCGACCACACUGGGCAGGAAGAUCCGUUCCCAGUUCUCCCUCGAAUGCUUCCGGAACAUGUACGGCCUCUCGGAAGCGCUCAGUCCCGCCUGCAUGCCGUCUUGGGACGAGACCGACUGCAACAACAUCGGCUUCCCAUCGGGCUUGGUGCAGCUGAAGGUUGUGGACGUGGAAACCGGUCUGCCAGUUGGUCCGUACAGGACAGGAGAGUUGCACAUCAAGGCUCCGACCGUCACUCGCGGCUACAGCCGUAAAACAGGAACCGUUAGCGCAGUCGACGAAGGUGGCUGGUUGGCAUCUGGUGAGGACAUCGGUUUGAAAAGGUUCCCUAUUCGAGCCGAGAGACCGGCAAAUAGUGCCACUGUUGUCGCAUGUGGGCAGUUGAACACGCACAGGAAAACAACUGAUCAAUAG
Molecule: messenger RNA, 585 nt
Organism: Ixodes scapularis (black-legged tick)
Lineage: Eukaryota; Metazoa; Arthropoda; Arachnida; Ixodida; Ixodidae
Product: long-chain-fatty-acid--CoA ligase-like
Exons: 3
Coding region: 1-585 (194 amino acids)
Source: RefSeq, a predicted model, not a curated record